Messenger RNA from Oryza sativa Japonica Group (Japanese rice), 3661 nucleotides. Its product is annotated as probable LRR receptor-like serine/threonine-protein kinase At3g47570. The record is from RefSeq and is a predicted model, not a curated record. Gene Ontology annotation, biological process: protein phosphorylation. Gene Ontology annotation, molecular function: protein kinase activity; ATP binding; protein binding. Lineage: Eukaryota; Viridiplantae; Streptophyta; Magnoliopsida; Poales; Poaceae.
CAUGAACAGCAAGAUGAUCCGCUUGUUUGCUCCAUUCCCAAAAUUCAUUCCACUCUUGGCUGUUUUUAUCAUCUCAUGCUCUCUGCCAUUAGCAAUCAGCGAUGACACUGACACUGAUAGAGAAGCCCUGCUCUGCUUCAAGUCUCAAAUCUCUGAUCCAAACGGAUCCUUAAGCUCAUGGAGCAACACUUCCCAGAACUUCUGCAACUGGCAGGGUGUUUCAUGCAACAACACCCAGACCCAACUCCGAGUCAUGGUGCUCAACGUCAGCUCCAAAGGCCUCAGUGGUUCAAUACCACCUUGCAUCGGCAAUCUGAGCUCCAUCGCAAGCCUCGACUUAUCAAGAAACGCAUUCCUUGGAAAAAUUCCAAGUGAGCUCGGACGCUUGGGACAAAUCAGCUACCUGAACUUGAGCAUCAACUCUCUUGAAGGCCGUAUUCCAGAUGAGCUGUCCUCAUGCAGCAAUCUCCAGGUACUCGGCUUAUCGAACAACUCCUUCGAAGGUGAGAUACCACCAAGCUUAACCCAAUGCACUCGCCUCCAGCAAGUUAUACUAUACAACAACAAGCUUGAAGGCAGUAUACCCACCAGAUUUGGAACGCUUCCUGAGCUGAAAACUUUGGAUCUCUCCAACAACGCCCUCAGAGGUGACAUACCACCAUUGUUGGGCAGUAGCCCGUCUUUUGUAUAUGUUGAUCUUGGGGGCAAUCAGCUCACAGGAGGAAUCCCAGAGUUCUUGGUAAAUAGCUCAUCCCUUCAAGUGCUUAGGCUCACGCAAAAUAGUCUUACAGGAGAGAUCCCUCCAGCCCUCUUCAACAGCUCCACAUUGACAACCAUUUACCUGGACCGUAACAACUUAGUUGGUUCCAUACCACCUAUUACAGCAAUUGCUGCACCUAUUCAAUACCUUAGUUUAGAGCAGAAUAAACUCACAGGAGGGAUACCAGCCUCACUGGGCAACCUUUCUUCCUUGGUUCAUGUUUCUUUAAAAGCAAAUAACUUGGUGGGGAGCAUCCCUAAGAGCCUAAGUAAGAUCCCAACCCUAGAGAGGCUAGUUCUCACAUACAACAAUUUGACUGGUCAUGUGCCACAGGCUAUUUUCAACAUAUCAUCUUUGAAAUAUCUUAGCAUGGCCAAUAACUCACUCAUCGGCCAACUACCACCAGAUAUAGGCAACAGACUUCCAAACCUUGAAGCCUUAAUCCUAUCAACAACACAGUUAAAUGGGCCGAUCCCAGCUUCUCUUCGCAAUAUGUCCAAGCUAGAAAUGGUUUAUCUUGCUGCUGCUGGUCUCACUGGUAUAGUGCCAUCUUUUGGAUCCUUGCCAAACUUGCAUGACCUUGAUCUUGGAUACAACCAGCUUGAAGCAGGGGACUGGAGCUUCCUCUCAUCCCUUGCAAACUGCACUCAACUGAAAAAGUUGGCCUUGGAUGCCAAUUUUCUCCAAGGAACCUUGCCUAGCUCAGUCGGUAAUCUUCCCUCACAGCUCAACUGGUUGUGGCUCAGGCAAAACAAACUUUCUGGGACAAUUCCAUCAGAGAUUGGUAACCUUAAGAGUCUCAGUGUUCUGUAUUUGGAUGAGAAUAUGUUUAGUGGGAGCAUCCCACCAACCAUUGGAAAUCUUAGCAACUUACUGGUUCUAAGCUUGGCACAAAAUAACCUCUCGGGCCUUAUUCCUGAUUCUAUUGGCAACCUUGCCCAACUAACCGAGUUUCAUCUAGAUGGGAACAACUUCAACGGGAGCAUACCUUCAAACUUAGGGCAGUGGAGACAAUUAGAGAAGCUUGAUUUCUCCCACAAUUCAUUUGGUGGAAGCCUGCCAAGUGAGGUCUUCAACAUCUCUUCCCUGUCACAAAGUUUGGACUUGUCCCACAAUUUGUUUACUGGGCCCAUACCACUAGAAAUUGGCAACCUCAUAAAUCUUGGAAGCAUCAGUAUUUCAAACAAUCGCUUGACUGGCGAAAUACCGUCAACUCUAGGGAAGUGUGUGCUUUUGGAAUACCUUCACAUGGAAGGGAACCUUCUUACUGGAAGCAUUCCACGAUCUUUCAUGAACUUAAAAAGCAUCAAGGAGCUGGAUCUCUCUUGUAACAGCUUGUCAGGAAAAGUUCCAGAGUUCCUCACUCUCUUAAGUUCUUUGCAGAAACUCAACCUUUCAUUCAAUGAUUUUGAAGGGCCAAUACCAUCAAAUGGUGUCUUUGGUAAUGCUAGCAGGGUUAUCUUGGCCGGAAACUACAGACUGUGUGCGAAUGAUCCAGGGUAUAGCCUGCCCCUUUGCCCUGAAUCAGGAUCACAAAGUAAACACAAGUCUACUAUUUUGAAAAUAGUAAUUCCAAUCGCAGUGUCUGUUGUAAUUUCAUUGUUAUGCUUAAUGGCUGUUCUUAUCGAAAGAAGAAAACAAAAACCAUGUUUGCAGCAAUCCAGUGUGAACAUGAGGAAGAUAUCAUAUGAAGAUAUCGCCAAAGCAACAGAUGGGUUCUCUCCCACAAAUUUGGUUGGUUUGGGAUCCUUUGGGGCUGUUUACAAUGGCAUGUUGCCGUUUGAGACCAAUCCAGUUGCUAUUAAGGUUUCCGAUCUUAACAAGUACGGAGCACCCACAAGCUUCAAUGCGGAGUGUGAGGCAUUAAGAUAUAUUCGCCAUCGAAAUCUUGUCAAAAUCAUUACUUUAUGCUCUACGAUUGAUCCAAAUGGCUAUGAUUUUAAAGCACUUGUCUUUCAGUAUAUGCCAAAUGGAAGUCUAGAAAUGUGGCUACAUCCAGAGGACCAUGGGCAUGGUAAAAAGAGAUUCCUAACUUUGGGUGAAAGGAUUAGCUUAGCCUUGGACAUUGCAUACGCUUUAGAUUAUCUUCACAACCAGUGUGUAUCCCCAGUAAUACAUUGUGACAUCAAACCAAGCAAUGUUCUUUUGGAUCUUGAAAUGAUUGCAUAUGUCAGUGACUUUGGGUUGGCAAGAUUUAUGUGUGCUAAUUCAACAGCAGCGCCUGGUAACUCUACAAGUUUGGCUGACUUAAAAAGAUCCAUUGGAUAUAUUGCACCAGAGUAUGGAAUGGGUGGGCAAAUAUCAACAAAGGGUGAUGUCUACAGCUAUGGAGUGCUGUUGUUAGAGAUAUUAACUGGAAAGCGUCCAACUGAUGAAAAAUUCAAUGAUGGUUUGAGCCUCCACGAUCGCGUGGAUGCUGCAUUUCCCCACAGAGUAACUGAGAUUUUAGACCCCAACAUGCUACACAAUGAUUUGGAUGGUGGAAACUCCGAACUGAUGCAAAGUUGUCUCCUCCCAUUGGUUAAGGUGGCCCUCAUGUGCUCCAUGGCAUCACCAAAAGACCGGUUAGGGAUGGCACAAGUUUCCACUGAACUACACUCCAUCAAGCAAGCAUUCCUUGAGCUCUCCAGUGGAGGAAAAGUAGUGUGAAUAAACCUAGCUAGUAUGCCCUCUCUUUCUUAUUUUUCCAAAUUGGUAGAGUGCCCACUCCCCUGUGGUGCGCAAAGCUAUGUUGCUUUGCAACUACUGUGUAAGGCUACUUCUAUUACCAUAACUAAGUCUAUAUAUAAACAGGGGUGGACGCAGCAGGGGGCAAAGAGGGCUUGGGCACCCUCUACUGUCGGCACGCCCCCUGGAAACCAUACAUUAUUCAGCAACCAAGUCCACACUAAUACAAGCCAA